Vicia faba (fava bean) is the source of this 411-nucleotide messenger RNA. Lineage: Eukaryota; Viridiplantae; Streptophyta; Magnoliopsida; Fabales; Fabaceae. The record is from the annotation of a GenBank genome assembly.
AUGCCUGUGCUCUCUCCCUCUAUGUGGCGCUCUUUCUCUUGCCAACCACCAUCUGUUCCGAAUUCUUCCAUUGUAUCUCUUCAGCCCAGCAUUAAAAAUUUGUUGUUCUGGUUGUUCUUUUGGCAUAAACAGAAGGCACCUAACCAAUUUAAUAUGGAACUUUGUUAUUCUGGUUGUUCUUUUGGCAUAAACAUAGCCAAAAUUCAAUGGACAAACAUGAGGAGUACUUCUGCACCAGUGAACAUUAUUGUUGGUUCUCAUGUCUGGGUUGAAGAUCCAACACUAGCAUGGAUUGGUGGUGAAAUUACUAAAAUCAGUGGUGAGAACGUCCAUGUUCGCACCAGAGAUGGGAAAACUGUGAGUCAAGCUGUCUAUACUUUAACUGCAUUGGUCAUUUGUGAUAACUUAUGA